UCCUCGUGUUUUUGGGGAUGGGGAUGGGCAGCUGUGCCAGCGUUGUGUUCCCAAUUCCAGGGAGAAAUUCCUGCUGAUGCCCAACCUCAGGCUGCUCCCUUUCCCCUGGAAGCAGAGCCUGACCCCCACGGCUACCCCGUCUAUCAGGGACUUGUGACGAGCCAGAAGGUCCCUCCUGCUCCCUCUUUUCUCCAGGAUAAACAUUCCCAACCCCUCCAUGUCCCCUCCUCAUCCCAGGGCGGGGUGGGGGUGGCACCUGGGACAACACCGGUGUUCGAACUACAACUCCCAGCAUGCCCAGCACCGGAACUUCCGGCACUUCCGCGCUAUAAAAGGCGCGCCGCCGCCGUUACCGCUCAAAUGGUCCGCGGGCUGUGUGAGAUGUUUCCCGCUGGGCUCUGGCUCUAGGAUGUUGGAGAACCGAGAGGAAGAGCUGACCACGGUGCGGGUGCAGGAUCCGCGCGUGCAGAACGAGGGCUCCUGGAAUUCCUACGUGGAUUACAAGAUCUUCCUGCACACCAACAGCAAGGCCUUCACCGCCAAGACCUCGUGCGUGCGGCGCCGCUACCGCGAGUUCGUGUGGCUGCGGCGGCAGCUCCAGCGCAACGCCGGCUCCGUGCCGGUGCCGGAGCUGCCGGGAAAAUCCGCGUUUUUCGUGGGGAGCACCGAUGAGUUCAUCGAGAGGCGGCGGCAGGGGCUGCAGCACUUCCUGGAGAGGGUGGUGCAGAGCGCCGUGCUGCUGUCCGACAGCCGCCUGCACCUCUUCCUGCAGAGCCAGCUGCCCGUGCCCGCCAUCGAGGCCUGCGUGCAGGGCCGGGGGCCGCGCUCCGUCACCGACGCCAUCCUGCACUACGCCAUGGCCGGGCCCGCCUGGGGACAGCGCGGGGACGGCGCGGGGAUGGGGGCUGCCAGCUGUGCCGGCCUGGGCAGUGCCCGGGGCUGCCUGGAGAGCUUCCCCUGCUGGACUGACUUCGGCAUGGACGAGGCACGGCCGGACAGCCCAGCCGGACAGCGAGUGACCCCUCCGGACAGCCCGGCCGGACAGCGAGUGACCCCUCCGGACACGGAGUGACCCCUCUGGAGAGCCUGGGAUUCCUGGAAUUCCCAGCUGGACACUGAGUGACCCCUGUGCAGAGCCAGGGAUUCCCGGAAUUCCCAGCUGGACACUGAGUGACCCUCUGGACAUGCCCAGGCCCCGCAGCCCUCGCUGGGAAGAGGGAUCAGCGCGGAUCCCUGGGAUGGGAGCACUGGGAGCACUGGGAAUGCGGCCCCAGCCUGGCCGAGCUCCUUCCCUGCACGUUGCUGGUAUUCCCUGAUAUUCCCAGCAGUGUUUUCCUCACUCUGCUCCUGCUCAAAUCCCGCUGGAAUUCCCAAACUGGGCUCAAAUCCCCCUGGAAUUCCCAAACUGGGCUCAAAUCCCUCUGGAAUUCCCAAACUGG
Messenger RNA from Taeniopygia guttata (zebra finch), 1439 nucleotides. It is a transcript of the gene SNX11, whose product is annotated as sorting nexin 11. Gene Ontology annotation, biological process: vesicle organization; intracellular protein transport. NCBI's taxonomy places the organism in Eukaryota, Metazoa, Chordata, Aves, Passeriformes, Estrildidae. Gene Ontology annotation, cellular component: endosome. The record is from RefSeq and is a predicted model, not a curated record. Gene Ontology annotation, molecular function: phosphatidylinositol phosphate binding.